Moneuplotes crassus is the source of this 1549-nucleotide messenger RNA. NCBI's taxonomy places the organism in Eukaryota, Ciliophora, Spirotrichea, Euplotida, Euplotidae. The record is from the annotation of a GenBank genome assembly.
AUGGCAAGUACUUUGAAACAGAUGACCACUACGGGUGGAGGUGCUAUAGAUUUUGACUAUGAGGAAGAAGAAAAGGUUGAUCAUAAGCUGCAAAUAGAGUUCACUCAAAUGAAUACAUUCAUAUUGAAAGCAGACAAUACUCUCUUCAGCUUUGGAGGUAACUCACCAUGCCUAGGAAGAGAUAUUGCUCCAGAGGAUUCUAUUGAUAAACCUGGGCAGGUCAUAGUUGGGGACAAUGAACUGAUCAAAUAAAAUUGCGACUGGAAAGAAUCAUGUACUAGCUUUGACUACAAAAGGAAAAAUCUAUGCUUGGGGGAAGAAUAGCAAAGGACAACUGGGAAUAGGAUCUAAAGGAGACAAGAAGAGCUUACCGACAAGGUUAGACAUCCCAGAAGAUAUUAGCGAUAUAUUUGCAGGGGACUGCAUCUCUAUGGCAAUUUGAACACCUCAAAUGAACAAAGACAGAAAGGAUAAGCGUAAGAUCUACUCCUGGGGAUGGAACAAGUACAACAAGUUAUUUGCUAAUAAGAAGCACGCAAAGGCUGAUAUUAUUAUCUGUCCAACAGAGAUCAAGCUAGAUGUCCUAAAAUUAGGAGCUCCCAUGGAUCAUGAUACCAACACUUAUGAUAUGAUGUUCAAUUUAAAUUCUCAUGAUCUCAAUACAAUGGCUUUUAAUAUUGAGAACAAUAAGGUGAAUCAACUCCAUCAGAACGACAGAAGAAUCGAACAACUAAGCCUUGAAAACUACAAGCUUAAAUAAAGAGAAGAAGAGGCUUGAAAAUCUUCUUAAAUCCAGAACAGAGGAAAUGCUCGAGAAGUUCCUCAAGAGUGAAAAUAAAAUCAUCUUGGGUGGUUCCAUUGAAGGAAACAAGAGCAUCACAAACCUCACAAAGAUGAUUGCUCAGACUCAAAAUGAAAGAGAGGAAGCUGAAAAAGUGAAGGCCUCCAAUACCAUUAGGAUUGAUGAAUUGAAGCAAGAAAUAAUCUCAUUCAAGAACGAACUCCAAAAAUUUGUUGGUGAAAAACCUACUGAUGACUCAGAAGAUCAAAUGAAAAACCAAAAACUGAUCUUCCAGUUAAACAAGAAUAUUAAGAGGGCAGAGAGAGAAAAGAGAAAACUUGACCAAGAUCUUGAAAAUAUCUAUAACCUGGAGGAACGAGAGAAAGUCUUCAAAUCAGCAAUCGAUGAGUUAAAGACAUAUAUCACUAAAGACUAUCUGAGCAAGAAUGAAAAUGAGAUAGAAGACCUUGUCAAGAAAUUUUAUAGAUUGUUUAAGAAAUCUAUCCUCACUGAAUUCGAUGUCAUUGCUCAAGAAAAUCCCGAUAUGGGAGGGGCUUUUGACAUCCUUGAAGAAAGUCGUGCAAAGCUGAGCGAAAUCGAGAAAUACAAUGAAAAGAUUACCAAAAAUAAUGAAGACGUGACAUAUGAUAUUUAUAAGAUGAUCAAGCAUAUCUUUACAGACAACAUUAAUUUGAGAAAGAAGGUUAAUGGCUACAUCGAGGCAUUCUUGAAACAGACUGAGAACUUCAGAAUGAAAAAGUACUAAUA